Molecule: messenger RNA, 1806 nt
Organism: Botrytis deweyae
Lineage: Eukaryota; Fungi; Ascomycota; Leotiomycetes; Helotiales; Sclerotiniaceae
Exons: 3
Coding region: 1-1806 (601 amino acids)
Biological process (GO): regulation of DNA-templated transcription
Molecular function (GO): zinc ion binding; DNA-binding transcription factor activity, RNA polymerase II-specific
Source: RefSeq, a predicted model, not a curated record
AUGGUCGGAGCUUCGACAAAGCAGGUUAUAAAGAAGGAAGUUCCUAAACGCUCUCGGGCAUUCAGCACAAGAGCUAAGACGGGUUGCAAAACUUGCAAGGUUCGCCAUGUAAAAUGCGACGAAGGGAGACCCGGAUGUAGGAAAUGUGCUGCAACAGGGCGUCAAUGUGACGGCUAUGCUCAUUGUACGCCCAGUCCAAACCCCAAACCUAGUGCAAUUUCGUCUUCAAUCGUCCCGAAAUCUUCCAGCCGUGCCACACAUGAAAUACCUCCAAUAAUUCCCGAUUUCUUGUCCCCAACGCUAGCUGUCAGUGAUCAGGAACAGCAUUCUUUCAACUUUUUCCAUAGACAAACUGCGCCUCAGCUAAGCGGUUGCUUUGGCUCGAAGUUUUGGAAUUGUUUCGUUCUGCAAGCUUCACAUCGUGAGCCGGCUGUGCGACAUGCAGCUAUUGCGCUUGGGUCUUUACAUGAGAGGUUUGAGUUGGAGGAUAGAUUUAUCUCUAAGGUAAAGGACGAUACUGAGGAGAAUUCCUUUGCCGUACGCCAAUAUGUGAAGGCAAUAAAUUGUUUGGUGCAACCGAACAUGUCCAAGCAUACAUAUAAGUCGGCAAACAUUGCGUUAACAACCUGCAUACUAUUCAUAUGCUUCGAGACUUUAAGAGGGCACCACGACUCCGCUCUCGCGCAUAUCGACGGCGGAGUAAAAAUAUUCUCGGAGCUAGAGGUAUCCGGAAACUCAACUCCUGUUUCGUAUGAUCUGCCUGAAGAUCAUAUUCCCGUUCCAAUAUUCCGUAUGUUAUUCGGCAGAUUAGAUACGCAAGCCUCGGUUUUAACUUCAAGGGCACGUAUAAUUGAUGGCGAGUCUGGCUCUUCACCAAAUUCUAUUCCAGACAGUUUUCUGAACAUUGAACAAGCGCGCGAGGCAAUGGAAUCAAUCUGGACAUAUAGCGCAAGAAACCUCUUGUCUUGCUCCAUGUAUAAUGGCGUUCCCCUUCCUCUCCCUACCAGCCAGGAAACCAAAUUACAAUUAUUGGCUCAUCUCGAGAAUUGGAACCGAGCGUUUGAAUCAUUUUCACGCAAGUCAAUCAAGAGAGGUAAUAUUGAAAUAGUUAGUCCGAUGGAAAUGAGAGCGAGGGACCUUCUCCGCCUGCACAAAACUAUGACCCAAAUAUUGGUCACGACCUCCACAACACAUUCUGCAAGGUUUAACGAAUCGAGUGAGCUACUUUGGGAUGAUUUUCAGUUGGAAUUCGAAGCGAUGGUAAAGUGGGCAUCCGAUAUUAUCCACACGCCAUCGAAUAUUCAAAUAGGAGGUCGUAGAGCCGCAAGUUUCACAUUAGACAAUGAAAUACUACAGCCCUUGUUCCUAGUAGCCACGAAAUGUCGACAUAGACGCAUAAGAAACAAAGCUAUCCUGUUACUAAGCCAGGCUGAUAGGCAGGAAGGUCUAUGGAACAGUUUGUUGACGGCAAAAGUGGCCGAGAGAAUUCGAGAAAUUGAGGAAAGUGGAUUGGGCGAAAUGAUAGCAAUAGUCCCGGAAUCGAAUCGCCUACGAAACAUCGAAAUGAAGUUCGAAUUUGAAGUCUAUCAUGGAAGAAGAGCGUGGCUUGGAUAUAGGACUUUCUCUGCGUAUGAAAGCGGAGAAUGGAUCCAAAUUUAUGAACGCAACACCCCGCCCGAGACGUUCAGAACACCGAGCGGGUCGACAGAUUCAUCUUUUCAGGUUCAUGAUAAUCUGAAAAUUGAAAGAAACAAGGAGCAAUCCUUCGAAUCAGCAUGGAGAGUCGGUAUCAAAUCAGAAUUGUAA